GGGGCGGGGGGAUGCCGCUGGCUGGUGUCAGGCGGCGGCACGGAGGGAGGGAGCGAGCGAGCGAGCGGGCGGAGGAUGCAGCAGCGGCGGCUGGAGGAGCGAGGAGCCAUGCAGCGCUGUGCGCCGGGGCCCGGCCGCAGAGCAGGCGGAGCGGGGGCGCCCUCACCACCCUCCUGCUGACAGCUUUUUUGUUAAGCUCUGCUGAAGGGAUAAAUGGAACAAUUAACUGGAAGACUAAGCAACCCAACAGUUAUAUUAUCAGCAGAAUAAGGGCUGCUGAAAAGAAUGUGUACACGAUUCUCUCUAAGGUGCACUCUGAUCGGAAUGUAUAUCCUUCUGCUGGAGUUCUUUUUGUUCAUGUUUUGGAGAGAGAAUACUUUAAGGGGGAGUUUCCUCCUUAUCCAAAGCCUGGUGAGAUAAGUAAUGAUCCUAUAACAUUUAACACCAACUUAAUGGGUUACCCUGACAGACCUGGAUGGCUACGCUACAUUCAGAGGACACCAUACAGUGAUGGAGUGCUGUACGGAUCACCAACUAUAGAAAAUGUGGGCAAACCUACCAUCAUUGAGAUCACUGCUUAUAACAGGCGCACCUUUGAGACUGCAAGACAUAACUUGAUCAUUAAUAUAAUGUCAGCAGAAGAUUUUCCUUUACCAUAUCAAGCGGAGUUCUUCAUAAAGAACAUGAAUGUAGAAGAAAUGUUAGCAAGUGAGGUUCUUGGAGAUUUUCUUGGAGCAGUGAAAAAUGUGUGGCAACCAGAGCGUUUGAAUGCUAUAAACAUCACCUCAGCUCUAGACAGGGGAGGCAGAGUUCCACUUCCUAUUAAUGAUAUGAAAGAGGGUGUCUAUGUUAUGGUUGGUGCAGAUGUUCCAUUCUCCUCAUGCUUACGAGAAGUGGAAAAUCCACAAAAUCAGCUGAGAUGCAGCCAAGAAAUGGAACCUGUAAUAACUUGCGAUAAAAAAUUUCGUACUGAGUUCAAUAUUGACUGGUGUAAAAUCUCUUUGGUUGAUAAAACAAAACAAGUUUCCACCUAUCAGGAAGUGAUCCGAGGAGAGGGAAUAUUACCUGAUGGUGGAGAAUAUAAACCACCGUCUGAUACACUGAAAAGCAGAGACUAUUACUCGGAUUUCCUAAUUACACUGGCAGUGCCCUCGGCAGUAGCACUGGUGCUUUUUCUAAUACUUGCUUAUAUCAUGUGCUGCCGACGGGAAGGAGUGGAAAAGAGAAACAUGCAAACACCAGAUCUAAUUCAUAUAUGUGAAAGCUGCUAUAAAACAGAGAGGUGUGGCAAGGCUAGCAGCAUCCAGUUGGUCCACCACAGUGCUAUACAGAAAUCCACCAAAGAGCUUCGUGAGAUGUCCAAAAAUAGAGAGAUAGCAUGGCCUCUUUCAACACUUCCUGUGUUUCACCCAGUUACUGGUGAGAUUGUACCACCUCUUCACACAGACAGCUAUGAUAAUACUAGCAUGCCACUAAUGCAAACACAGCAGAACCUGCCACAUCAGACUCAGAUUCCACAGCAGCAAACUGCAGGAGAAUUUCGUAUGACAACAUUUCAAAGAUUUGAGGCUCUCCAGCUACACAGGGCUCUUCUUCGUGUCAGAUGUGAAGAGGAGCUGUAUGUAGCUCAAAAUCUUCUCUCUCUCACCAACAGAAGUAAAUGGUAUCCCUGAAGAAAGAAAAUUGACAGAAGCAAUGAAUUUGUAAUCAGAUAAUGCAGUAAUCAUGUCUUAUUUCCUUAUUUGUGCAAAUAAUGCAUGCGCUUUUCUGGUGUACAGUGUGCAUGCCCACAGUAUUAAGUACUUCAGUGCCAGAUUGUACAAUCAUUUCCAUUUAACUAGUGUAUCAUAUCUUUUUUGUACUUUGGACAUUUUUGACAAUUUGUAAAACACUGAUAACUUUUUAUAUUUGUUACAUUAAGGAAACGAUCUUUAAAAUAAACAUAUUAAUAAAUA
This is a messenger RNA of Chrysemys picta bellii (western painted turtle), 1955 nucleotides long. The record is from RefSeq and is a predicted model, not a curated record. NCBI's taxonomy places the organism in Eukaryota, Metazoa, Chordata, Testudines, Emydidae.